Molecule: messenger RNA, 1696 nt
Organism: Verticillium dahliae VdLs.17
Lineage: Eukaryota; Fungi; Ascomycota; Sordariomycetes; Glomerellales; Plectosphaerellaceae
Exons: 3
Coding region: 278-1309 (343 amino acids)
Source: RefSeq, a predicted model, not a curated record
AUACACAAAUGGGCACACGAAACAAAGGCGCCAACGUCAGCCGUAAAGAUUUCUCCCUGACUGUUUCAUCUCCUUUAAGUUCUGACGAUGUGACGCACCUAAGUCCAUGCUCCCUGGCCCGUUCUCAACUGCCGCUAGAACGCCAUUGAGACCUAUGAUCGCCCUUGGGAAAGAUUCCUUCGCGACUACUCCAUACUGUUCUUUUCAGGCUUUCUGUUCCCUUCUGCAUCACAUCUGCGCCCAUCGCAUCUACCUGAUCAAUGUCUGUUUCGUCGCCAUGACUAUCGCGACAACUCAAGCGGGCAUCUUCGCCAUUACGAGGAACCGCCUCCUAGUAGCACUGUCGCUGGUUUUGACAUGGUGGUUCGCACACAUCCUCCCUCAUUAUCAGCCAGCCAUUGAGGCUGGCUUGUCUUCCAGACUCCAGCAAGCCAGGCAGAAAAUACCCAGCAUCAAGGUCGACUGGAACCCCUCCGCCGACCCCCGCGCGCGCUUUAAUCAGUCCAAGGUAGCCCUCAUGAUCGAGCCCCGCGUCAUCCCACAUCUUGUGCCUCAGAUCCUGCACAUGUCAUCCGUCGUUCCACCAGACUGGCGGUUCCUCUUCAUUGGCUCCAAAGAAACCGUUGUCAGCGUGGCGAGAAGCUAUGCAAUCAAGAACCAGCAGGUUGUAGGCAAGCUCGAUCUCAUGGUCCUACCUGAGCCCUGGCGAAUUGACACGAAGGAACACGUCUAUCGCCUCUUGACUGAUAUGCGGUUCUACGAUGAGUUUCUUCCGGGAAUCGAAUGGAUCCUCAAAUACGAGCACGACAGCAUUCUUUGCUCCAAUUCAAACUCCAGCCUGAACGAGUGGCUCCACUGGAGCUGGGCUGGCGCGUCACGGACGCACGAUGACAGGUUUUCAGGCAAUGGAGGCUUAAGCUUGAGACGCGUCUCUGCGAUCAGACGUGUUCUCAAGAUUCAGGAACGGUACAACGAUACAGAGCCAGAGGAUGAGUGGUUUGGGCGACGCAUGUGGAUCCUUCCCAACGCCAAGGUCGCAGCCAAGGAGGAUGGUGUGCUCGCAGUCGAAGACGUUUACAAGGAGAAUCCCAUGGGCUUUCACGUCCGUGACGGUGGCCAGUCCUUGAAUAGUGACGUCUGGAAGAAUGCUGCUCAGAGGAAGAACAUCUUCAACUACUGCCCCGAGCUCAGCCUUAUCAUGAACAUGAAGCUUGAGCGAGAGCGGUGCCCGGGCGAUGACCACGAAGGGCACAUCAUGCCAACAUUGUCCCAGAGUGCGGCAACGGAAACGGCCACGACAAAGGAUUAGGAAGAGAACAACCUUGAGCAGGAAGAAGAGCUACGAAAAGCAGAAGAAGCAGAUCGUCUCUGAAGUACCCGUCAAGACCUCAACUCUUCCCGAACUUUGCGCAGCAUAUAAAGAAUGUGCAAGCUUGGCCAUCGCGACGGCGACGGCGGUCAUCUAGCCGCGGGCUGCGGCAGGCCACUAUAUGGCGUUUGAUUCAUUCAGGGAUUUCAAGCACAGCAUUGUCGUAUGGCGCGUGGAAGAUGGACAGAUGUAUUUUAUGAUUGGGGACUCGUCAGUGGUGGCGAAUAGUGACGGCGCCGCCUUUGGGGUUGUAAUUCCUGUCUUUCGAUGUAUGAUCCAAUUAGAUAUAACGUUCUUUUUCAGAACAAUGAAGUGGACGCAUUGUGC